This is a messenger RNA of Malaya genurostris, 2605 nucleotides long. RefSeq names its product homeotic protein empty spiracles (gene ems). The record is from RefSeq and is a predicted model, not a curated record. The transcript has 3 exons. Gene Ontology annotation, biological process: regulation of DNA-templated transcription; brain development; central nervous system development. Gene Ontology annotation, molecular function: DNA-binding transcription factor activity, RNA polymerase II-specific; DNA binding. The coding region runs from base 363 to 1622 and encodes 419 amino acids. Lineage: Eukaryota; Metazoa; Arthropoda; Insecta; Diptera; Culicidae.
GUUGAACGUGGAACGGUUUACGUGCGUGCGUAAUCUGCGGGCCUCGUGAAGUGUUAAAAGCGUUGUUGUUGUUUCGUUUUGUUUUUGCCGUUCCGGGCGGCCGGGGUGUUAAACGAGGCAUGAACGAAAACACUCGAGAACAAAUUAAGCUGUUUGCAGUGGAAUGGGCGCCCGAGAGUCCCAUCGCGGUUCUAGUUAGACUUUCAGGUGAUUUUCUCGCUAGUGAUUAAGCUGUAAACACAUUGUAGCUGAAGUUUUUGCGGUGUUGAUUUGAAGUCGGUGAACGCUAGAAAUAGUUCGUGAUAUGGUGCCAAAAAUAGCAUGGUACAUCGAAAACUUUACGAUUUUUAGCUCGGUAUAGUAUGAUGCCACUAGUGUCGAGUUCGAUGAUGGCCAUGUCAACCCAGAAACCUCGGAUAGGAUUCAGUAUCGAGUCUAUCGUGGGAAGUAGGCUAUCGAAAUCGCCGCCGCAUUAUUCCCCGAAUAGUGAUAAUUCGGAGCGACCGUUGAGUCCUCUCAGUGAUAGCAGUUACCCUAAUGAGCUUCCCACUCAUUUGAGAUUCCCGAUUACACCGUCGGACAUUCAGCGAACAUUAAGACUUCCAGUGAACUGCUCUCCUAGUGACUAUAGUUCGCGUAUACAGCAAUUGCACCAUAGUUCCUCAUCUCCAAUCGAUCUGAAUCGUAACAGUCGACUUCCGGAGUCUCCUCAAAGCCAAGAUUUAUCGCGAUUAGAUAAUAGUAAGAGUCCACCGCCACCUCAGACACGACUGACUCCCGAGGAGACGAUCUAUCGAAGAUCCAGAAGUCCGUCUCCCCAGCAUCCUUUAGUGCCGGGUUCGAUGCCAACCAGUAAGGGACCGAUCGUAGUACCCGGCAUACCGGCAGGUUUGGUUCGACCGUUCCCGGUUGGACCGCCUCCGUCCCACAUCGGGGAACUGAAAUCCAUACCACAGUUUAUGAACACCCAGGAGAUGGUUCAGGCUGCCCACAACCAACACCUUCUGGCAGCUCAGUUCCAAGCAGCUGCCGCGCUGGCCCACGUUCAGGCCGGCCAAGGAUUCCCGCCACCACAUCCGGGCCAUUUGCACAAUCCGAACAUCCCUCGCGAUAGUUACCCGCUGUAUCCGUGGCUACUGAGCCGUCACGGUCGUAAUGUGUUCCCGCCACGAUUUCCUGGAAGUUACCUGCUGCCAUUUCGAAAGCCGAAGCGAGUGCGAACAGCCUUCUCGCCAACGCAACUAUUGAAACUGGAACAUGCCUUCGAGAACAACCACUACGUGGUGGGAGCGGAGAGGAAAACGCUUGCGCAGGUUCUCAGCCUUACGGAAACACAGGUCAAAGUAUGGUUCCAGAAUCGUCGAACGAAACACAAACGGAUGCAGCAGGAGGAGGAUGCCAAAUCGCCGGGUGGUGGUGACGAUGUAGGCGGGGGAAGUGGGCACCGUUCCUCCAGUCCGGGUUGUGCUUACGACGAUGACGAUGUCGAUGAGGAAGACGAUGAACUGAUCGACAUGGAAAUGGACGACUGCCCGAGCGAUGAAGAGCAGGAAUUGAUGCAACAACAACAGCAGCAGCAUCAGCAACAGCAAAUGCAGCAACAUUUGCAACACCAUGCAUGAAGUUUAGCUCAAGAACGGUUGCUUAGGAUGAUCGUUCUUGAUUGAUUUCAAUACUCAACCGUUUAGAACGGUGGUAGACACGGAAGGAAACAGUGAUAUUAUCUGGUUAUAAUCCGACUGACUAUACGUAGAUGUUCCUGAUUUCAUGGGUGCAGAUUUGUAAUUAAUUGGAGUGUAAGCAGAAGGGAAAUUAGAAAUUUUCACGACAUAUUGCCAGAUUACGGAAUAAACCAGUCGACAUUUCACUAUUGAAAUUGAUGAUUGCAUGUGCCAAAUUUGUUCGUUGAUGUGUUGUUUAUAUAUUGAAGGCAGAUUUUUGCACAGAACCAGAAAACUACCCAAUUGGGCGAAUGUUUCUCGUGCCGUCAAUUCAACUGUUGAGUAAAUACAAUCUACCAUCCAGUAGAUAAAAUGAAAUACUCAGGUUAGGUUGAUUUCUGGUUCAGUGUAAUUUUCGAGAGAUAUUUCAUAAUGGCGGCUACAUGUGCCAAACUGGAAGCACUCAUUCGGGGGGCGGCUAAAGUGUACAGCAACUGUACAUCGUUCGCUGCGUCAUUCUGUCACAUCUAGUAAAGAACGAACCUGUGUAGCUUGUAGCUGAUUAUUUAUAUUAUUUAUUUGUCAAUUGAAGGUGAUAGAAAAUAGAAUCGAUGGAGUAGUCAUGUCUACUUUGAGGUGUGUAAAUACUUCUUUGUAUAUACCAUGUGCAGUGUAGUCGUUAAUUAAAUUAUCCUUAUAAGAAAUACAAUGCGGUGUGAAUAAGGAGGGGAGGGGAGGUAGAAGCUGCAGUUGAAUAAAUGAAAAUGAAUGUGUUGCAAUGCAGCCGCUUGAGUAAAGCUAACAAAUUCAAAGCACUGUACACUGUAUGAAUUUAUCGUUGUAGGUUCUUUGGGCAUCGAUUCGUGCUAAAAUUAGUUCGCUACAUUGAAAUAUUCGACACGAACUUGUUUCUUUAAGCAUUGAUACAAUUAUACAGAACAAAC